This is a messenger RNA of Parus major (Great Tit), 1639 nucleotides long. It is a transcript of the gene PMF1, whose product is annotated as polyamine modulated factor 1. The transcript is spliced from 5 exons. Bases 22 to 630 code for a protein of 202 amino acids. Lineage: Eukaryota; Metazoa; Chordata; Aves; Passeriformes; Paridae. Gene Ontology annotation, cellular component: MIS12/MIND type complex. The record is from RefSeq and is a predicted model, not a curated record. Gene Ontology annotation, biological process: chromosome segregation.
CCCGGCCAAUGGGCAGCGGCGAUGGCGGCGGGUGGCGAUGGCGGCGCGGAGCUGGCGGAGCGCGGGGCAGCCGAAGGCGGAGAUGGCCCGGCCCCGGCGGUGGUCCCGGGUCGCGCCCAGGUGUUCGCGACCGUGGUGGACACAUUCCUGGAGAAGCUGGUGGCCGCCGGGAGCUACCAGAGGUUUGUCAACUGCUACCGCUGCUUCUACAAGCUGCAGCCCCAGCUGACCAGGAGCAUUUACGAUCAGUUCAUCUCCCAGCUACAGGCGUCCAUAAAGGAAGAGGUCCAGGAGGUGAAAAAUGAAGGGAAUCUGGAGGGACUCUUUAGUUCACUGGAUAAGAUCGUGGAGGAGGCAAAGGACCGGGAAGAGCCUGCAUGGCGGCCCAGCGGGAUCCCGGAGGAGGACAUCCGCAGCACCAUGGUGCCCUACCUCCUGAAGCACCGCUCCCACCUCUGCAGAGUUCUCAGGGAGAAGGAGGAAGAGAACAGGAAGGUGGCUGAGUCUGUGCUAAUGGGGAGGAACAGGAUUGCAGAGUUGCAGCAGCUGAUCCAGGCUCGCCAACAGGCCUGGCAGGCAAUCAGUAAGGAGCAACAAGAACUCAUCAUGACAUUCCAGGAGCCCCAGUGAGGCUGCAUGAUGUCCCACAGGCUCUGCUGAGACAGUUCAUCAUCCCAAAGCACUGAUGGGACAAGGUGCACGCAGAACCCAAACUGAGAAUCGCCCCAUCAGGCCACUGGAGACUGCAGAGUGACUUAAAUGGCUGCUGGAUUGGCACAGUUUGAUCAGAUUUGGUGCAGAAAAAAUACCAUUGGGCUCUCUGGAAAUGGAUGGCAAUUCCCUAUUUCCUACUCAUUUAGACAGAGAGGAGUGUCACAAAGUGUGUCUGUGCUCUCAUCUGCUCCACUCAGUGCUGUGGUACUGAACCAGGCCUGAUUCCAGUUUCCAAAGCUACAUUUGGGGUUUUGUAGCUGUUUUAGUUUUGUGUUAGACAAAAUUUAGUGCCUUGAGUCCCAGACCAGGAGCCCACAAGCCCAUCAGCAGUACACCAAGGGUGGGUCACAGGCAAUGCUCCUGCUGGUGCUUGCAGGUUCAUUCAGUCUCCAUGUGUUCAAACCACUGCCCAUUGCAGAUGUGGCAGCAGCAGCUGCACCCAGUUUGUUACCAUUCAUUCUGUUCUUCAAAUUAUUUUCUAUCCCUGGUCCUCUCCCAGCAGCCUGAGGUAUCUUGGGGUCUGUGAAGAGGUUGGAACAGGCCUGCUUGCACUUUGUGAGCUUCUGUAGCACAGGGGUUUAAUGUUUUUCUCUGGAACUUUCUAGAAGCAGACUGGUUUUUCCCUACCCAGAGUUGUCUGUUACUGCCUCAGCGGAAGUUUGUGGGCUGGGGAAGCAAGGGCUCCCAGGAUCUCCCUGGCAGGGCCCCAGGAGUGAUGUGUGCCCCCAGCAUGAACAGGUUGUUCCUUGGGGAAUGAGGAGAGUCCCCCCUGCACCUGAUGAGGACGGAGAGGUUCUGAGUCCAGCAGCCACUGAGGUCAGGUCUCCAAGGAGAGGCCGUGCCCUGUGACAAACGGGGGAGCAGCAGUGGCCGCUUGCACCACACCCCAACCUCUGUUUACAAUUAAAGGCUGAGUCAGAAUGGC